Messenger RNA from Metarhizium brunneum ARSEF 3297, 444 nucleotides. NCBI's taxonomy places the organism in Eukaryota, Fungi, Ascomycota, Sordariomycetes, Hypocreales, Clavicipitaceae. The record is from RefSeq and is a predicted model, not a curated record.
AUGAUUCCCUCACAACAGCCGCAGUGCGAGACGUUUAUUCAACGUCGUCUGGCACGCAACCCAGGUUUAGCUUACAAGUUGCACCAGAUGGCACUUCCACUAUCUCCUCUUGUCCAGCUCACCACUGGCGCUAUUCAUCCAGAUUUCCCCCGAACCGUUCUUCAGUUUUGGCUGUUGACAGAUGCGCAACUGGAAAGCCUGGCUCAUUUCUACCACCAGAAAUCACCCUCACCUUGGACGUCUCAAUACCCUUGUCCCAUAGUCUGGCGCUCUGACGUUUCUCUAGAGGAGAAGCGUCGUAGAAUGGGCAAGUUCAUCGGUUUAAGGGGCUGCGAUUCACCGGCAUGGCUCAAAUCAGAAGACGAGAUUGCUGCGGAGUCACGGCUAGCUAGUAUGGUUGCCCAACAAGAAGAAACUUGGAGAAGAAAGGUUCACCCUUGGUGA